AACUGAUUAAUAUCGUCAACCAUAGUGCUCUAUUGCCACUAGUUUCUAAACACUUUAUCUGGGGAAGGAUGUCGUUUUGAAGUAUAUUUGUAGCCUCAUUCUUUUCCUAUAGUGUAGAUUUGUAUUUUUUGAGUUAAAGACAUGGUCCAGAGCGACUUGGACAGGCAAAUCGAGCAGCUUCGGCGAUGCGAAAUCAUAUCGGAGAACGAGGUCAAGGAGCUAUGCAACAAGGCACGCGAAAUAUUUAUUGAAGAGAGCAACGUGCAGCGCGUUGACGCGCCAGUGACGAUUUGCGGCGACAUUCACGGACAAUUCUACGACCUGCAAGAGCUAUUCGCAGUAGGUGGCGAGUGCCCAUGUACCAACUACCUCUUCAUGGGCGACUUUGUCGACCGUGGAUUCUAUAGCGUCGAGACAUUUCUCUUGCUGCUGGCCUUAAAGGUGCGGUACCCGGAUAGGAUAUCCUUGCUUCGCGGAAACCAUGAGAGCAGGCAGAUUACGCAGGUGUACGGGUUCUACGACGAAUGCAUGCGGAAGUACGGAUCGGCGAAUGUAUGGCGGAACUGCUGCGAGGUGUUUGAUUACAUGAGCUUGGUAGCGAUUAUUGACGACAAGAUCCUGUGUGUCCACGGCGGGUUGUCGCCGGUCAUUAACACGGUGGACCAGAUUCGGACGAUUGACCGGAAGCAGGAGGUACCGCAUGAGGGUGCCAUGUGUGACUUGCUAUGGUCCGACCCCGAGGACAUCUCCGGCUGGGGACUGAGCCCGCGCGGCGCCGGGUAUCUGUUUGGUGGCGACGUCGUCCGGUCAUUCCUUCAUACAAAUAACCUCGAUCUAAUCGCCCGAGCGCACCAGCUGGUGAUGGAAGGGUACAAACAUAUGUUUGACAAGACCUGUGUCACCGUGUGGUCGGCACCCAACUACUGCUACAGGUGCGGUAAUGUGGCUGCUAUCCUGGAGUUUGACGAGAACUUGGGCUCCAAUUUCAAGAUCUUUGAGGCUGCGCCGCAGGAGGCCCGCGGAACGCCAGCGAAAAAGCCAGCACCAGACUACUUUUUGUAAUUAUCUGAUGAACAGUCAAGUCAGUCUAUUUUUUCUUUUUCGUUGCUCUUGUCGCAUUGUGUGGUCAAAAUAAACAUUAUUAACACUAA
Kickxella alabastrina is the source of this 1151-nucleotide messenger RNA. Its product is annotated as Metallo-dependent phosphatase-like protein. NCBI's taxonomy places the organism in Eukaryota, Fungi, Kickxellomycota, Kickxellomycetes, Kickxellales, Kickxellaceae. Gene Ontology annotation, cellular component: nucleus; cytoplasm. Gene Ontology annotation, biological process: peptidyl-serine dephosphorylation; double-strand break repair via homologous recombination. Gene Ontology annotation, molecular function: protein serine/threonine phosphatase activity. The record is from RefSeq and is a predicted model, not a curated record. Bases 142 to 1062 code for a protein of 306 amino acids. The transcript has 2 exons.